CAGCGUUGGGUCAAAGCGCAAAUUUACCGUCUACGGGUGACUUAAAUGUUAUAAAGGAAACCAACAUGACUCCGAGUCAACUGCUUAAGAUGUGGGCUGAGACAAAAUGUCAAAAAAAUGAAGUUAAAGAAGAUACUAAGGACGCUGUAACAAUAGAUCUGAAGAGGUUACGCGAUAUGCCCGCAAAGCUAGUAGCUACAUGCGAACACGCUUUGGAGGCCAGAAAAAAUCUAAUAGAAUGGCUUGAAAAUUUAAAAAAUUGUGACAAGGGAUGUCCAAAGAGUACUCUUGGAAAAAAGAUAAAUGAGUUCAUUGCAGAAAACGAUAUGUUAAGUAGUUCUUUGAAAAAUCAAGAGAAUGAAUUUCUCAAGGAAAUUAGUGAUUUCAUAAGAACUUGUUGGAAUGAGGCAGUAUCCGUACAGCUACGCAACGAAGGUCUGAUUUAUGAAUUGUCUGAGUUAAAUGCCUUGAAUGCAAAUCUUAAAAAACAAAUUACCAAUUUUGAGCGCCAGAAAACAUACAUAAACAAAGCAAAAGCUGAGGGCUUAGAAACAGAACUAAAACAGGAAAAAAUGAAGAGAAUGUGCAUGAAAGACAGGUUGUCUCGCGCGGAGGGACAAAUUAAGAUCGGCGAAGAACGGGCGACACUUCUGGAAUCCGCUCUCAAUGAAGCGCAGGCGCAGACUCGAACCUUAGAACGCACGAAACAACAGCUACAUGAAAAGAAUCAACAGUUACAACAAGAGUUUAACACAGAAUUGGACAAGUUAAAGGAAUGUAUGAAACAAAAUACGAUUCAUUUAGAAGAAAUAGUUCUCGCUAAAGAAAAGUUGCAAGAAGAAAAAGAAGAACUGAAAAACAAACUUGAAGAAUUAUCUAAGCAUUAUGACGAAUCCAUGUCAAAUAUGAAAGAGGAAAUAAAUAAAAAUAUCGUUAAUCUGAUCGACGUUGAAAAAAAAUACAACGAUGAAAUUGAAAUCAAAAAGCAUUUGCAAGCAACAAUUGAAUCUCAAUGUGCCCAUUUAGUUGAAUCGGAAUUACGUAAUAAAGAGAUGUUGCAAAAGUUGCAAGAAAAAGACUCUGCAUUGGGUGAACUUGUCAUUUAUAAAAGUAAAUUUGAACAAGUCCAACAGAAAUUGGAUGAAUCAAAAAUUGAAAUCGAAAAAUGUAAAAAACACUUGACAGAAUAUACGGACACCAUUCAGGAAUUAGAGCAAAAUUUGAAAAAUUCCCAUGAAUUAGAAAACAAAUUAAGUGAAGACAUUCAUAACAAAACGGAGUACAUAAAAGAACUGGAAAUCAAGCAACAACUUUUGAUUGAACAAUCACAUGAAAAUGAAUCCAAAAUGGAAAUGUACGAAGACCAAUUACUUACAUUAAAAAAACAUAUUACUAAGUUAAAAGAACAUUUUGGUGAAUUUGAAAAUCUAAAUAAUCUUCAUGAAAUGAUAAACAAAGAAAAUGCUACAUUCAACGAUACGAAACGCCAAAAUAAUGAACUGCUUCAAGAAAUAGAAAAGAAUAAAGAUAUUUUGAAACAAUUAACAGAUUCUAUAGCUGAACAAGACGAACUUAUUAAGCAAAAAGGAAAUUUAUUGCAAAUACUUUCUGAAAAACAAGACGAACUAGCAGAUAUUUCACAAUUAAAUGCACAAAUUUUUGAAAAGAACGCCGAAAUUGAAGCUAUUUUGAAUAGUUUAGAAUCCAGGAAAGAACAGAUCGAUCAAUUAGAAAAAAUAGUUCUUACUUUAGAAGAUCGAAUCCGCAAGGCCUGUAUUCAAAAGCGAAGAGAUCACGAUAAAAUUUGCGCACUUGAAAAAAAGGUUUUCGAACACGAAUAUUGUUUAAAGCAUCAAAUCAAAAAUGUACCAUCUAACGAUCUCGAUAAUAUUAUUAAAAUACUUGAAGAUGAAUUAGGAAGUCAAUUUACACCAACAAUUGAAUCGCCGAUAAUUAACACAGAUCAUAACUAUUUUAAUCUUAUCAAUCAUAAUGAAAAUAAUAUAGCUGACCGUGGCGAAUAUAAAGAUUACGACAUAAAAAAAUCAUUUACACAAAUAGAAAAAGAUAAGGCAGCAACAAAAUAUGUGAGGCUUACCUGCGAAAAAAAAAACAUCAAUUCUAAUAAUAAUGAUGAUAAACACAAUGCCGAAAAUCUUGCACGGAAACAGGCAAUAACAAAUAUCGAUGCUCAGAAAUGGAUACCGAGUGCUGAUAGCAAAAGUACUUUUAUUCCUAUGUCGCAUUUCAAUAAUGACACAUUUUUAUGCGUUAAAGAAAAAAAACCGCUUCUGCUUUCAAAAGAGAAAUUAAAAAAAUUACAUUGUAUUGAAUCGAAUCAGGCUCGUGACCAAAAAAUAUAUAAAAUGUUUAAAAAUUCUAGUCACCAGCUGUAGUAAAUAUAUUUUGU
This is a messenger RNA of Vanessa tameamea, 2410 nucleotides long. Its product is annotated as protein BCAP-like. Lineage: Eukaryota; Metazoa; Arthropoda; Insecta; Lepidoptera; Nymphalidae. The transcript has 11 exons. The record is from RefSeq and is a predicted model, not a curated record. Bases 66 to 2396 code for a protein of 776 amino acids.